CGCAAUUGGCUUCCACCUUGCCGCUUGCUGGGUGACGUGACGUGGCGUGGCGUGAUGGAGCGCACAUGAUAGAUGGGAAAUAAUUGCUCAUGUGUGGUUUAGCGCUACGAUGGGUUUUGGUUUAUUUUCAUCGAACCUGAACUAAGACAGUGGAUUCAGCCGCGCAAUCCCCGAACACGGACACGGACUGCCCUCCCUGGUAAACAGCAUCCUGGGAAAAUACUCGUCCCCUUUUGCUUCCAUCGAGCACCCACAGCGAUUUUCGAAGGGAACCGCAGCAUGGCGUGGCCCUGCAUCAGCAGGGCGUGCUGCAUGGCCCGCUUCUGGAACCAGAUGGACAAGGCGGACAUCGCGGUGCCUUUGGUGUUCCCCAAGUACACGGACGCCACGGAGAUGCAACAUGUCCAGCUGCAGCCUCCAUCGCGGGCCGGGGUCGCUAUAGAAACACAGCCACCUCGCACCCACGGCCGCCGCUCCGGCGCCGCAGGUCCCCGAGCGCCGCGCAGGUGCGUGUCGGAGGAGCGAGUGUGCAGCUCGGUCAUGAGAGAGGACUUCAAGCACUGGAGAGUGCGACCCGAGCCGAGCUGCAAACCCAAGAACGAGUACCAUGGCCCAGAAAUACCCUUCAACAGCGAGACUCAGUACCAGAAAGACUACAAGCCUUGGCCCAUCCCCAAAAGGUACGACCACCCGUGGAUACCCAAACCGCCCGCGACCAUCUCUGCGGGAGACGACCGGCCGCCGGACACCUCCACAUCCGGCAAACAUCACGACGACGGCGGCGGCCUGGAGAAAAGCGCCAUUGCUGACAAAGUGCAAGAGAAAGACCUCAUCCAGGGCGACCAAAGGAAGAAGAGGUCGAGCAAAAAGGCCGACGGGGAGAAGAAAGUCGGCCUGCAGGUGGAAGCCGAAGGACGAGCAGCGGUGGACGCAGUCAACAGGCAGAUUAAGCAGGAGACUUCAGCCGGCACCUCUUAUAAAACAGAAUUUAAAGCAUAUAGAGAUGUGAAACCCGCCCAGAUGAUCCGGGCCAAGUCCCAGUACCUACCUCCGGAUGAGAAGACCAGGUUGGAAACCAGCUACAGUGCAACAUUCAAGGGGCAAGCCCCUGUGCAGUCCACUGACAAUAAAGCCCAGGAGAGGAGGAGGAUACGCAGUUUGUACAGCGAGCCUUACAUCGACCCCAUUAAACAGGUGGACAGAUCUACUGUCCCUCGCACGAAAGCCAAAAAGCCAGGGGCCGUCGCAGCCAGCCAGGGCAAGCUCAUGAAGAAAGCCAAAGAGCAGAGCAACCCAAUGAAGGCUUCCAGGAGGAUGACCUCGGAGAACCAGCCCGUGAGCCGCCCAGCGCUGGGGGUCAAGGAGAAAAGUAAAGAGAUGAACAACAAACUGGCUGAAGCAAAAGAAGAUGCUCAGGACGAGUUUGUCCGACCCGGUCAUCAUCAUUCCCAGGGUGCUGCUGGAGGAGAACCAGAACCGCUACUGGAAAGACCUGAACACCGGCGAAGCGGCGGAGUCGUGCGGUUUGCCCUCGAUUUGAACCAGACUGAGUAGUACUGUGAAAAUCACACACACACACACGUACAUUUUGAAAAAUGCAUGUCUGAAAUUGUUUUUGGGCCUAAAACUUAUAACUGUUUGACCUGUGGCAUUAUUGAAAAGGUGCUAUAUGAUUUUUUUUCCUCAUUUUAUGCAUUGUAUUUUAAAGCUAUAUUAAUAAUAAUA
This is a messenger RNA of Syngnathoides biaculeatus (alligator pipefish), 1725 nucleotides long. It is a transcript of the gene map6a, whose product is annotated as microtubule-associated protein 6a. Lineage: Eukaryota; Metazoa; Chordata; Actinopteri; Syngnathiformes; Syngnathidae. Bases 280 to 1554 code for a protein of 424 amino acids. Gene Ontology annotation, cellular component: microtubule; Golgi-associated vesicle; cis-Golgi network. The transcript is spliced from 4 exons. The record is from RefSeq and is a predicted model, not a curated record. Gene Ontology annotation, molecular function: calmodulin binding; microtubule binding. Gene Ontology annotation, biological process: regulation of microtubule cytoskeleton organization; cytoskeleton-dependent intracellular transport; microtubule cytoskeleton organization.